CAUUACAAAGUACAAGAAUAUAUGGGCAUUUGUUCAUCAAAAAAAGAAUUAGAUAAAAUAGAAGUACCAAGUAAAUCAUUUUUCGAUUUUGAAAUAAAUGAUAUUGAUGGCAAUCUAGUUUAAAUGUCGAAAUUUUAAGGAAAAAAAGCAUAUAUUUGCGUAAAUGUUGCUUGUUCUUGUCGUUUAACAACAUAGAAUUAUGUUGAAUUAGUUGAAAUGUAUAAGCAAUACAAAGAUUAGGGUUUAGAAAUUCUAGGUUUUCCAUGCAAUUAAUUUAGGAAUUAGGAAAGCAAACCAGAACCAGAAAUAAAAAAUUAUGUUACUUAAAAAUAUGGCGCUCACUUUCCAUUAUUCCAGAAAAUAGAAGUAAAUGGGGUUGGAGCUCAUGAUAUUUAUAAAUAUCUACGAUAUAAUAGUGAAUUGAAGAUUAAUAAUAAAAAUGAAGUAAAGUAUGUUCCUUGGAACUUUGCAAAAUUUUUGCUUGACGCGAACGGAAACGUAAUUAACUAUUAUUGUCCAGACGUUAGUCCAAAUGAUAUGAUGAAAGAUAUUGAAAAACUAUUGAAGAACUGA
Messenger RNA from Paramecium tetraurelia, 573 nucleotides. RefSeq lists its product as uncharacterized. Gene Ontology annotation, molecular function: glutathione peroxidase activity. Gene Ontology annotation, biological process: response to oxidative stress. Lineage: Eukaryota; Ciliophora; Oligohymenophorea; Peniculida; Parameciidae. The record is from RefSeq and is a predicted model, not a curated record. The transcript is spliced from 3 exons.